GACGUAAGAGUGUGAGCAAGCAAACCCUGGUAUCGUCAGUCCAAUCAUCACUGAUAGAACCCAAACCGAAACUUGGGAGGAACUGUGUAGCGCCAUCAGAGAAGAUGCUGAAGGCUAAGGCCUUUGACGGAGCCAAUGUUUUCAUGUCGCGCAAACUCGUGCCCCCUGAAAUCUUCGAUGCUCUUCGCGACGCUCUAAACAACAACGGUGCCCAGGUUUUCCUUUGUUCCGAUCCUUCUCGCUCUGGCCCCGACGAUUUCCACAUUAUCUCUUCUCCCGAUCACGAAAAGUUUGAGGAUCUCACAGCCAAAGGUUGUAACUUGCUCGGCCCCCAAUGCGUAUUUUCGUGUGCUAAGGAACAUCGGGCUCUCCCUAAAAGGCAAGGGUUCACCUGCUGCCUCGCAAUGGAGGGCGUCAAAGUUCUGGCCACUGGUUUUGAAGGGGAUGAAAAGGGUAGGAUUGAGAAGUUGGUAACGUCAAUGGGAGGAGUAUUUCAUUCUAGAGCAUCUUCGGAUGUUAGCUUUGUCAUUGCGAAGAAUGUUCUUGCCGGGAAAUACAAGUUUGCCGUACAAGUCUUGAAGAAACCAGUUAUUACAGCGGAUUGGUUGUAUCAAUGCUGGAACGAGCAUCGAAUUGUUCCCCAUGAAUCGUUUAGAGUCCUUCCUUUUUCUGGAUUGACCAUUUGUGUCACCAGAAUUCCAGCAGAUGAAAGGAAGGAAAUGGAGAAAAUCAUUACACAAAACGGUGGAAAGUACUCUGCUGAGCUUACCAAGAAGUGCACACACCUGAUUUCCGAUGCUCCUGAAGGUGACAAGUAUAAGGUGGCUAGGAGAUGGGGCAACGUUCAUAUUAUUAAUCGUAAAUGGUUUGAUCAGUCUGUAGCCAGAAGAGCUCGUCUGGAUGAAGAGUCCUAUCCUGUUCAGGGUGGUGGUUCUGUAUCCUCAAAGAAAAGAAGUGUAAAAAUGCAGCUUAGCCAAGGCAAAGAUAUGGGCAAUUUGCAAUCUGCACCCUCAUCAUCAGUGGCUACACACACCAAUUCAUCAAUUAUCUCUAGUUCUGGGUUUGUGUUGGAUUCAGAUGUAGAAGCUACCCUCUCUCAAAGUAUGUGCUCUACAUUACCUGUUGCUCCAGUCAAUUCUAAACAGCAUGGUGGCGAAGAACAGAGUGUAGCGAAUGAUUCUGAGCAUGAAGACAGUGACCUCUACUUGUCACAGUGUAGAAUAUUACUCGUUGGCUUUGAAACUUCUGAAAUGCGCAGACUGGUUAACAUGGUUCGUAGAGGUGGUGGCUCCCGUUAUGUUUUGUUCAACGAUAAAUUGACCCAUAUAGUAGUUGGAACUCCUUCGGAGAUUGAGAAGAAGGAGGUAAGGAAUCUUGCAGCUUUUGGUGUCAUUCAUGUGGUUAGGACUACCUGGCUUGAAGAUUGUGAUCGUAAAAAAGAAGAGAUACGUGUUGAUCAAAGGCAUGUUGCACAUGAUUUACUUCUUCCUAGAGGAGCACUUAUGGGAUUGGCAGGUCUAAAUCAAGGUAGAGUCUCUGCUGCUCAUCUGAGCAUGCCAUCAUCUAAUCCUUUAUCAGGUAGAAUAAGGGGUGAAAUUGGAAUGCCAUCACCAUUGGAGGGAAACAAAGAAGAAAAACCAGAAGAAAUCAACAUCAGUGGUUUCAGCUUUAUGGCAACAGCAGCAAAAUCAGUGCAGCACAGUAACGUUGCUGCUGUAAAUGAUAAUAGUGAGAAUAAGAAUGAGGCUCCAAAGAGAGUGCAAUUUGAUUUAAGUACUCAAAAUGGAAAAGUUUCAAAUGUGUUUGCAGGUAAAGUAUUUGAAUUUUCAAGUUCCUUUCCUGAAGGACGGAAAGGUGAAAUUGUUCAGUGGAUAAAACAAGGAGGAGGUGAUAUAGCUGAUGCUUUUCUGAAGCAGAGUGUGAACUUCACAGUUGAAUGUCAUGGUGUGAUACCAAAGUUAGUUUAUGAUUCCCAAACUUUAUGUGUAUCGAGUCAUUGGAUUCGGUCAUGUUUGGAGGAUGGAUGCUUACUGAAUGUUAAGGAUCACAUUCUAUAUUCUCCACUUCCCUGUUGGAUUCCUUUCCCUGGAUUUGAAAACUUUCGAUUUUGUGUUUCGCAAUAUGAAGAGAAAGACAGACUGCUUUUGAGAAAUUUGUGCUUUGUUCUUGGAGGUAAACUAGUAGGAAGGUUGACAAAGAAGGUCACUCAUCUCAUUUGCAAAUUUGCAAGUGGCCCCAAGUAUGAGGCUGCUUGUAAAUGGGGAAUACGUUCAAUUACAUCUGAUUGGAUAUAUGAAUGUGUCAAGCAGAAUAAACUUGUUCCUUUUGAUCAAUUUUCUCCGAAGGAAAUCACUGCUCAAGAUCAAGAGGCUGGAUUGUGUGCUAUGAGCCAGUUUUCCACACAAGCUGCCCAAAUGAUGUCUGGAGACAUGCCAUCCCAGAGUACAAGUCGAUCAGAAGAGAUUAAAACAUCAUUAAAUGGAAUUAUUGGUAGCAGUAAAGAAAGUUUCGGAGGAGCUAAACAUACUAGUACAUUGCAUAAAAAGGCAAGGCUUUUGGAAGAUAGUGGUAAAUUGAAUAUGCUUUCUUCUGGGGUACAUCCAAAUGAUUCCAUAAGCAAUGCUAAUAAUUCCAUCAGAAAUGAUGUGGUGGCAAAGGGUACAGAUAAAGUGUCUCAUGUUGUUCCAGAUGUAGCUGCAGCAAUUGAGGACUUGUUAGAGCAGACUAGUAAGAUUCAUGAUCAAAAGUCACCAGGAAGGACUGCUUGUGAUAAAAGUGUUUUCCCAUCCAAUUGCUCAACCCUUGGUCAAGACCAUUCAGAUACACAUUCCAUUGUUGGCUUAUCUAAACACUGGUUAAACAGGGAAAAGGAUGACAACUACAAUUCAUCUGGAGAUGGAAAAAAGGGCAUGUAUGAUGGAUUUAGUGAAACACAAACUGACUCCCAGAUUGUUGGUUAUGAAGAAGAUUUGUCAGGCAGGCAAAUGCUUAUUGAUAGGGUCCGCACCCGGAGUAGUAUGACUUAAGAUAGCUCCUGUGAAAACUACCAACAUUUUGACCUUAUUCCUCACCUAUGAAGAAGUCAUAAGCUCACUGAUGUCAAAGCUUGAAUUGCUUCCGGGGAGGAAAUGGAAACUAUGUUAAACCAAACUGAAGAAAACAAGCUUAUUCUGAAACAACUUAAGAACAAUUAUGCACGAGCAUUAGGAAGAGUUGAGAGAAAAGUUGAAGACAAAAGAUGAAGCGGAGGAUCUAACUCAAGAAAUUGCUGAGUUAAGUACCAUAUAACCGUGCAGCAAAGAAGAAGUAACAUAUAACUGGUUUGAUGGAAGAAGAGCGUGCUUGCAUUGAACAAGCAUCUCUACUGAUGUUCCACAUGCUUGUCAAAAAAUCUAGAUGUCCCGCGAUGCAAAGUGGCUAUAAAAGAACAACAAAGACACUUGGAUGCCGCUAUCAAACAUCUUGAUGGAGCAUAGACCCUGGUCACAUGUCAUUAGCAAAAGUCAAUAAUUCCUUUAAUAAGCUUUGGAGAACCUUUUGGAGCCGUGUUAUUUCUUAAGGUUUUACAGAUUAUGUAUUAUGGACUGCUGUAGCCAAAGUGUACAAUGUACAUUUUGAUGGGAUAGAAGAAGUUGAAUUUGGUGGAAUGUAAAUAUUUGCUUUUUGUGGACAAAUGAAGCAAUUGGUAGAAUAAUUGCUCAUCUUCCUGAUAAGAGGCAACCAAGAAGUUCGUUCAAUAUC
Molecule: messenger RNA, 3741 nt
Organism: Cannabis sativa
Lineage: Eukaryota; Viridiplantae; Streptophyta; Magnoliopsida; Rosales; Cannabaceae
Exons: 4
Coding region: 105-3026 (973 amino acids)
Biological process (GO): mitotic G2 DNA damage checkpoint signaling; DNA replication initiation; mitotic DNA replication checkpoint signaling
Source: RefSeq, a predicted model, not a curated record